CGAAUUGAAUAGUUGUUGAGCAAAUGAAUUGUGACGUGAUCAGACAUUGAACUCCCAUGUGUAUGAAAAAAGAAAGUAUAUCACAUCUCAACCCAUACGCAUACCACACCGGCCCCCCUGCGUCGCCCUACUGUGUGCCCUCAGCGUUUUUGAUGAUGCGGACCAGCCCGUCUUCGUGUGCGAACCACAGGUCGGGAAGCUCCCCGUACCAUUGCAGGAGGAACUCGGUCAGCUCGGGGAAGAGGCUGUUGACCCUCUCUAAGGUGGCUUGGCAGCUGAUGAUCUUGAGGCCGUUCUUGGCGUUCAGGGAGAUUACGACGCGCUUCUCAUCGGCGGCACCUGAGGCCAAGAAGGUGCGAAUGGCGGCCAGCAGCUUGUCUUGCCCGGAGGCGAUGCCGACUGCGUACUGGUAAGGGCUGAGCUUCUCCAUGGACUGCUCCCGGAGUUGGAAGCAGAGCGCACGGGUUAUCCAGCGCCGCAGGAUCUCCCCGAUGGCGAUCGGCUGUACCUCGCCUGUCAGAUUGCCGUCCUCGUCCGUCUUCUCGAGGCCAAUCAGCCGGGAUAUGCCCAGGAGAGGCCUGAUGUGGUAUGAGACGUUGGCCUGCACGACGUCUUCUACCAGGUUCGUCAGCGGCAAAUAGUCGAAGGCCUCAUGGAUGCCCCUCAGGUGCUCGUAUCGCCAGCCUGUCGGCCCCUGCGCCGACCCCUCCUAUGCCGUCUUGAGUGCGGUCAGUAGGGGAGUAGGGUGCAGCUCCAGCGGAGGGCGGAGCUCGCCUGUCGGGGGGGGGGUGCGCGUGUGGUGUCCAGCGGUUGGCCGGGCGGGUGGAGGCCUUGGAGGAUGUUGAGGGUGUUGUCGUUGUCGGGCGCCACCGGGGGGGAGGUCAGUGCCUCGACAGCACGCUUGCACUCUCCGGCGCGAGACGGCGGGCUCGCUUGGCCGCGGGGGCAGCUGCGGGGCGGUCUACGGAGUGUGCUCGUCGCUGUCACUCGAGAGCCUCAUCCCACAGCGUCUCCCAAUCGCCCUCGUCAAAGAGCUGAUACCGCCGACGCCAGACCCGCCCGACACCGCUAUGCCGGCCUCCUCGCUUGAGCGAGAACAAGAGCAAGGUAGGGAGAAUGCACAGCAGCGUGUAGGCAGGCACCAAUAGCUCCUCGUCAGCGCAUCUCACCGCGUUGGCGCGGGCGGCGCGAAUAGCGAACUCCCGACGGGCGACCCAUUUGUUGAUCGUGGGGAUCUGCCCUUGCAUGAAUGGGCUGAUGUCUCAAGUCGCGAGCUGGUGGAGGGCGG
Messenger RNA from Vitrella brassicaformis, 1288 nucleotides. Lineage: Eukaryota; Vitrellaceae. The record is from the annotation of a GenBank genome assembly.